AUGGCUCGCCUCGCUGCCUUGUUCGUGGCCCUCGCGGCUUCAGUCGCCCUCGUGGCGGCUCAAGACUGCCCCAUAUCACCUGCCACCACCCCACUGGACUUUUCCGGGGUGAAGACUGGCUGUGCCGCCGGCCCGGAGACGUUCUGCGCCAACUGCACCUGCUCCCUCAUCGCCGCCUUCCUGCCCGCCUUCACGGCGGCCAACUUGACCAUCAACCCGGCUGACACCGCCUCCUACCCCGUCGACAAGGCUUCAGGCGUCAUCUCUGCCUGCGGCGUCGCCUACAGCUCUGGCCUGGUCAGCGCAGGCGUCAGCCUUGCGAGCCUGGCCAGCCUCGGCAGCUGCGAGUUCAACAACUCGGCGACCCUGCCGCCUUGCAUUCUGCAGCUGCUCUCGUCCACAGACCUGGUGGCUCUGCUGAGCGCCGACCAGGCCGCGGUGCUGAAGGCCGCCGCCGCGGAGAACCUGGACUCCAUCCCCGCGCUCGUGGAGUACGUGGGCACCCUCACCAACCCCAUCAACGCCACCGCCCUGAUCGAGAAGAUCUCUGCGCUCACCGCCGCCGCACCCAAGGCCGACCUCCCCUCCGCCGCCGGCUGCCCCAUCUCCCCCGACACGACCACCCUCGAUUUCGACGGCGUCCCCGCGGCGUGCGCCGCCGAUUCGCCCCUCGGCAGCUUCUGCAGCAACUGCUCCUGCGCCCUCGUCUCCGCGUUCCUGCCCGCCUUCAAGGCGGCGAACCUGACGAUUGACCCCGCCAACCCUGCAGCCUACCCUGUGGCGAAGGCCGCCGCCGCGACGGCUGCUUGCAGCGUCGCCUACACCGACAGCCUCACCGCCGCCGGCGUGGAGGUGUCCGCCAUCGCCCGCCUCGCCAACUGCACCUUCACCUCGGCCGAGGCCCUGCCCCCGUGCCUCGUCACCCUGCUCAGCCCGGCCGCAGCGGCGUCCCCCUCGCCGGCCCCGGUCGCCUCCCCCUCCCCCUCGCCGGCGCCCGCCGCCGCCGCCAAGAACUCGGCCUCCGGUCGCAUGGCGGGCGCGGCGGCCGCAUUUUUUGCGGCCCUGGCGGCUGUGGCCGUGGUGCUGUGA
Monoraphidium neglectum is the source of this 1089-nucleotide messenger RNA. RefSeq lists its product as hypothetical. Bases 1 to 1089 code for a protein of 362 amino acids. The record is from RefSeq and is a predicted model, not a curated record. NCBI's taxonomy places the organism in Eukaryota, Viridiplantae, Chlorophyta, Chlorophyceae, Sphaeropleales, Selenastraceae. The transcript has 6 exons.